AUGAGUGUAACUUGUGGUGGUACUAGACUGGUUUUCAAACCUGUUUGCCUCUGGUAUUUGCCGUUUGUAUACAUUCGAGGGUGGGCUCUUGUUGACUUCCUCUCAGGUCUGAGGCCGAGAUCUGUGAGUGGUGGUUUCUGUACGAGUAGGGCUUCCGGAGUCCUUGAUUCUGGGUCGUUUUUGGGCCACGGUGGUCCUGUUGGAUUGUCUGGUCUGGUUGCUAGCCUGUUCUGUACCUGGGUUCUGGGUCUUUGUAGCUUGAGUUUUGUGCUUAAGCCAGGGAGAAUGAAUACUGUGGGGCACGGUGUUCAUUAUGUAGUUAUGUCUGGCCGAAUGGGUUUUGCUUCCUUGCCGGGUUCUUUCUUGGGGUCCUUGGAAGGCUAUCGUCAGUCCCCUCCUUUUUUUUCUGGUGAAUACCUGAAGAUUCACUGUAUCAAAGCAAAGUUGAACAUAGACAUGAACAUGAACAUGAACAUGAACAUGAACAUGAACAUGAACAUGAACAUGAAAAAAAGGAUAUCAAGCAUUCAAGCAUCUAAACUUUCAAGCACAACAAGCUUAACAUCAAGACUGCAAAAAGGUAUUUGGGAUGUCCGGGUUUAUAUUAUGGACCGAGAACACCAGCAGGAACAAGUAGAGGCCGGCCGCCCUGUGACAGGGCUCGCAAUACUACAACCCUUUAGAGGAUACCAUAGAGAGCUUGUGAGCGUUGAACUUUACCAAAAGGGUUCUUGGUGUGGUAAGCCAAGAUCUGGUAGCUCCUCUGCCAUUCGGUGGUCAAACCCUUUUGUGAUUGACCCCAUCGCUGCAAUUUGGCACAUUGUUUCUGUUGGAAGCUUGGCUGUUUACUGUCGGUGGUCUCGUAUACCUCCUGCUGGUGGUCAAGGUUCAUUCCGCCCGGUCAUCGAAGAACAUUUUGCAGUCCUGAGCCCGUCUCUUCAGAUGAUGUUACCUAUUCCAAGACAAGUUCCUUUACUUAAAAAACAAAUUCUAUCAAUUAAGACUAGCAGAAUCCCUGAAAUGGUCAAGCCACGGUUUGCUUAUAUGUUCAAGUCCAAUUCCAAGUCUUGUCCAAGUCCAAGUCCAAGUCCAAAUGUCCAAGCACUGUCCAAGCACUGUCCAAUAGAGGCGCAUUUCUAUCAAAGUCCAAAAUCUGGGCUGUACCUCCAAGUCUCAAGGCCAAGUCGAUUUCCAAGAAGGGGUCCAAUGCAAAAUUCCAAAAGCAAGUUCCAAAAGAAAAACAAAAAACAAAAAACCAAAUCCGAGGCCUAUACUAAGUCCUGUAAAAAAAACGGGCAUAUACUAAGUCCUCCUUUCCAAAAGGAUCAAAAGAAAUCCGAACUUGAGGCAUACACUAAGUCCUCCACUCCAAAAGGAUCAAAUCCAAAACCCGAGGCGUAG
This is a messenger RNA of Phycomyces blakesleeanus NRRL 1555(-), 1401 nucleotides long. RefSeq lists its product as hypothetical. NCBI's taxonomy places the organism in Eukaryota, Fungi, Mucoromycota, Mucoromycetes, Mucorales, Phycomycetaceae. Bases 1 to 1401 code for a protein of 466 amino acids. The transcript is spliced from 9 exons. The record is from RefSeq and is a predicted model, not a curated record.